Magallana angulata is the source of this 3131-nucleotide messenger RNA. RefSeq lists its product as uncharacterized. The coding region runs from base 1 to 660 and encodes 219 amino acids. The transcript is spliced from 5 exons. NCBI's taxonomy places the organism in Eukaryota, Metazoa, Mollusca, Bivalvia, Ostreida, Ostreidae. The record is from RefSeq and is a predicted model, not a curated record. Gene Ontology annotation, molecular function: scavenger receptor activity.
AUGAAGCUGAGUAUAUUGUAUGAAAUGGAUGUAUGUUAUUUUUGGUUUAUAAGUGUUUUGACUGGUUUUAGCAUUUUACUAAAUCUGCACGAUAUCCAAAGUUUGAAAACGUCUGGUGUAUGCAAGCAGUAUGACGGGUCGCAUCGAUGCUGCAGCAACUAUCGACAAGAGGGUCAGCAUUGUAUUCCGUGUGUUGGAUCUUUUGGUAUCAACUGUUCAGGAAGAUGCGUUGACGGGUUUUAUGGUUUUGGAUGUCUGAAUCGCUGUAACUGCAGUGAUGACCAAAUAUGUGACCAUGUUGUCGGAUGUAAAAGAGUCAAGACAAAGCAUGAUACAGAAUCUACAAGAAUAUAUAUCUUAAGCCUGUCGUCUGGAUUUAUAAUAUGCUUACUGGUUUUACUGGUCAUAGUUGCAAUGAAAAGAAAAAUGACACCAUCUCGAAAUUACCAGCAAGAACUUGUUAAUACGGAGAGUACACUCGUAGAAUAUUCAUUUCCUGAGCACCAGGGGUACUUAGAAUAUGAUCCAAGGCAAAUGUUAGAAAUUGUAAACCCAGAACAUCGAUUUAAAGACUCACAAAGCAGGAAAUCGAGAUUUGAGCACUACGAAUCCAUUAAUUCGAAACAUAUAUCAACAAAAGUCAAAACUAUUUCUUCAUGAAGUCACAUAAAAAUCAUACUAGAGAAAUAACGUCGUUCAUUUGUAAACGAUGCAAAGUCUACCAAAAGGAAAGUGAUAGGGAAAGUAAAAAUGUUUUGUGUCUUAUAAAAAAAUUCUUCUCAUGAUGUUGCUGAGGAACAGUACUUAUCUUACUUUAAAAUCGACUGAUACAUAUAAUUCACUCUUUACCAAAUAGCUGCGAUUUUAUGCAAAAAAGGAAGAUUCAUUUUAUGAACAAUAUCCACUGCAUUUAAAGCUAAACAUGUUUAAAAAAGACAUGAUUAAGUUUACGGUCCAAAAAUUAAAUUUGAUAUACUUAAGUAUGUUUUCAGAAACAUUAAUGAAAAUAAUUUGUCGGCAUUUUAUUUCCAUAUGAAAAAACAAAAAAACAAAACAAAAACCGACUUAAAAAAAACCAAAAACGAAACAAACAUUUACUUUAGUCAGCGUUCGUUUGAAGUUAUCAUUUCGUUUCUUGAUUUUAAAAAAACCUGUUUAUCUCAAUUUUAUGAUCAAAUACCCAAGUUGAGAAAUAUCUCAAUGUGAGUCAAUUGUUUUGAUGAUUUGAUAAAUUUGAGUUUUAUAUUAGAUAUUUCGAAUGAUUUUACAUAAUUUUGAUACGAUAUGAUGUUAAUUUUCAAAACGUACAACUUUAAAAUUUACUAAUGCUAAAAAUAUUUGAAAAAAAAUAAAGAUUUCAACAACAACAAAAUUGAAAACACUCCCCCCCCCCCAACAAAACUCUUAAGAUACAAAAUGAUAUCCUACUAUGGGAGCAUUAUGUAUUGCAAAGACUUAAGUUUGUUUUAUAUGCUUAAAUCAUAAAAAAUAAUGGGUUCCUGUGUAGCAAAAUAUGAAAGGAAUUUAUUUUUCUUUGACAUUUGCGACAUUUUAACUUGAUAUGUUACUAAACACACAUCUUGAGAUGGUAUGUGUUUAAGAUGGUUAGAACCGUUGUCCUCGAACCCAUAGUUCCACAUGCUAAAUCUAAGGUGCACAAAAUCAUCAAAUAGAAAACCGAAAAAGUCAGAUACAUCGCUGUUUAAAACAUAUUGGUGUAAAAGCUAAUAAAGGCCUAAUAAGAUUUGUUCUAUGUUAUAUAAAAUUCACUGUGCAAUCCAUCCUCUUUGAAUAGCAAACUUGAGUUUUACUUACAGUUGAAUUUUAUAUAGCAAAAUACAUAUUGAAAACAAUUAAAUAUAUCGAAGAAACUGUUCUUCGAGGAAGUGGUGGACUCACAACUGACUUUGUAUUAUGUCAUUAACUACAUUAUGCCAAGUUUAGUUGCAUGUACAAAAACUAAGAAGUAAACCUGAUGGCAGUAGACGGACAGUAUUUGGUACAUGGUAAUUUUGUAAUUAUUAUUGAAUAUUUUACUUGAUUAUUUUCCAGUGCAGUUUCUCUCUAACCACUGCUAAGAAUUUCAUGAAAAUUUGUAAGUAGUAAAAAUACAAUCUGUAGAUGAGCCUACUUGCAUGGAAUUUUAUUUAUUAAAAUUGUAUUGGAUUCUUUCCAAUUUGAACUACUGGUACUGUACCAGUUAUCGGCUAAGACCAGUUAUCGGCUAAACUGAGGGUUCGGGUUUAUAGCACCGACAAUCCAAGAUUUUUUAAUUCAGUCGUCUUUUUUGAAUAAAGAAAAGUAAGUUUGCUUGAAAACUUUCUUGAAUAUGUUUUAUACAUGAGCUUAAACGAUCAUUGUUUACCGCUGAUUUUACAUCUUUGCACUUUCAGCAGUGGGGGAAGUGACGUAAUAAGUUAAAAAUAGAAUAUUACAUCUUGUGGUACGUUAUUAUACCCCUUCUUUGAUUUGACAUAUAAAAUCAAUACAUUUAACAUGUAUAAACAAAAGGAAUUCACGAAUUACCGAGAGAUUCGUAGCGCAAUUGAACGCCUGAUUGCACAAUUAUAUAUUGAAUAGUAUACGAUUUGGUGUAUUACCGUAUGAUUAUAAACGAAUUAUUUUAUGAGUUUUGAUUAUAAUGUAUCAUGACCCCGAAUACUUUAGUUUAACCUCACAAGGGGCAUAAUUCAAACUACAUUUAGCAGAGUAUAAAAUCAACAUGAACACGGAUUUUUACUAUGUUAUUAUCACGAAGCCGAUAACUGGUAAAGUAAAUCGUAAAAACACGGCAAAUUCGGGGCGUGCUUAAAAGCACAAAACAAGAUGUUUUGGGUUCUAAAUAAUGAUAUAAACUAACAGAUUGAUAAGUAAGGAAUUCACUUUUUAAAGUAUGUCAAGUUUUAUCCAAAAAUAUCAAGAAAUAAGGAAUUACGUAAAGAAAACGUUAAAUUUUAGCGGAUAACUGGUACAGUGCCAGUAUGGCCAGUAUUUAUAAUAGUAAUAUACAGUUUGUCAGCGGAAAUCCUAUUAAACAGCAUAAUUUCAUGAAAUUUUGUAGGUAACAAGAACACGAUGUAAAGGUGUACAUACAUGUAUUAGCAGGUAAUUUCCAUUCCAUAUGCAAUAUU